AUGCCGCAGAAGGUUUAUGUCACGUACAACCAGGUUCACAAACUAUGCCAGGCCUCCGCUGACAAGAUCCUGGACACCUUCCAGCCCAAUCUUAUGAUUGCUAUCGGCGGUGGUGGCUACAUCCCUGCCCGCAUUCUCCGCUCUUUCCUGAAGCGCCCCGGCGAGCCUAACAUUCCCAUUCAGGCCAUCGGUCUUUCGCUUUACGAGGACCUGGGCCGCGGUGACGCCGAAGAAGUCCCCGGAACCAAGGUUACCCGCACACAAUGGCUGGACCUUAGCUCUCUGGAAAUGGCCAACCUCAUUGGCAAGAACAUUCUCAUUGUUGACGAAGUCGACGAUACCCGUACGACCCUCGAAUAUGCCGUCCGCGAGCUCCAGAAGGAUGUCGAGAUUGCGCAGAAGCAGCUCGGCCGUGAAGGCGAGAAGACAAACUUCUUCGUCUACGUUGUUCACAAUAAGGACAAGCCGAAGAAGGGUGUCUUGCCGGAGGAUAUGAUGACCUCUGGCCGUUACCACGCAUCCGUGACCACCGCUGAUGUUUGGAUCUGCUAUCCUUGGGAAGCUAAGGACAUUGACGAGCACGACAGACUAGCUGAGGAGAACCCUCUCGUCUGA
Messenger RNA from Aspergillus niger, 615 nucleotides. RefSeq lists its product as uncharacterized. The transcript is spliced from 5 exons. The record is from RefSeq and is a predicted model, not a curated record. Gene Ontology annotation, biological process: GMP salvage; hypoxanthine metabolic process; IMP salvage. The coding region runs from base 1 to 615 and encodes 204 amino acids. NCBI's taxonomy places the organism in Eukaryota, Fungi, Ascomycota, Eurotiomycetes, Eurotiales, Aspergillaceae. Gene Ontology annotation, molecular function: hypoxanthine phosphoribosyltransferase activity. Gene Ontology annotation, cellular component: cytoplasm.